Acromyrmex echinatior (Panamanian leafcutter ant) is the source of this 4773-nucleotide messenger RNA. RefSeq lists its product as uncharacterized. Gene Ontology annotation, molecular function: ATP binding; RNA polymerase II cis-regulatory region sequence-specific DNA binding; DNA-binding transcription factor activity, RNA polymerase II-specific. The record is from RefSeq and is a predicted model, not a curated record. Gene Ontology annotation, biological process: regulation of DNA-templated transcription. NCBI's taxonomy places the organism in Eukaryota, Metazoa, Arthropoda, Insecta, Hymenoptera, Formicidae. Gene Ontology annotation, cellular component: nucleus.
CGCAAUCAUGCGGCGCAGUGAUGCAAGGCGCCGAGAUUCAUCUCCGGGAAUCUAUCUUCCCCCGAACAUCCCGUGGGUGCCCCGUCGUCCGAUGGAACAACGACGGAGUCGAGAAGACAGCGCGAGGUUUGUGUAGUUCGCGAGUCGUCAUCGGCGGGAGUAUCGUCAGGAACGCGGCGGUGGUCCUGCGGGAGGUUGUGCGCGCGGCGGUGAAGGGAUAAAGAGAGAAAAAGGGAGCCGGAGUUCCAGAGAGAGAGGUAGCGAGAUUUUUCCCCACCGCUUGAAAAACCAACCCCCCACCAGCUGGGUACCGUGGGGGCAGGCGGCGGUGGCGGCGGUGUGGAAGAGACGCGCGGCGGGCUGCGGGGGCGACGAAAAGAGGGGGCGAGGAGGGUUACCCAGGGUGGUCUCGGUGGUGGCUGGGGGCGGCAGCCUCAAAAAUACACCGCAACCACACCGCGCGGCUCCACCGCAGAAGCCGCCAUCUUCCACCGCCGAACCGAAACGAGACCGCGCGAGUUAAACACCCUAUCCUACUUCCUCCGAGUAGAAGCUGCCCUGCCACCCGCUGAAGCAACGGCCAGGUGAAGAAUCACCAUCGCCGCGACUGCAACCAACUCUGACGGCGAAGGACACUUGGGAUAACCCGCGAUCCUCGACGCGGAAAAAUCUCCGAUCGGUGAUAGUGUGCGCGAAUCAAGAUAUAUCUCGCGGAUAUAUCUCGUGAUCGUUGCUUCGAUUGUUGCAAGUUGAAAUCUCAACGUCAGUGUUUACGAAUUUUAAUGCGUUAUUUGGUAUGUACAUAUAGAUAAUACGUUUUCGGUAAUUGAUCAAGAUUUCGAUCGACGAGAGAGAUACACGUGCGCGGCCCUCGCCAAAGUUCGGCGAAACUUGGCGCGGUGAGCGCCGCGUACGGAAACAUAUGGUUUAUUUGAAAAAGCCCUUCGCUUCUGGUAUAUAAUUUCAGUGAAAAUAUAAAAAAAAAAAGAAAGUGUGUGAAUGUGAUGUUAUCAAUUAUGAGGAUCGCCGGUGCGAAACAGUGUUUUAGACACGCGCGUUAAGAAAGGCAUAUCUCUAUAGAUCUGCUUGCGAAACUGACUUUUAACUCAACGAUCGGAUUUAAGUGUUUCGAACAGUCGCGAGUGUUCCACAUUGUCUUCGAUAAAGAAGACGACGGGCUCGAUCAAAGAAUACGUAGAAACAAGGGUCGUCAAGAUUGCCGACGAUUCCAAUAAAACGAAUUUUCUCCGCGAGUUGGCAAUCGAGACGGAGAAUUUGCAAACGGAUGCCCCAUGCCUGCACCCCGCGGUAGGAUAAUGAAAUAAGGAUCAAAGAAGUCUAGGGGCCCGCGAGGGCCGAGAAAGCCGCCGAAAAGUCGCGUGCCUCUCGAUUCCGAAGGAAACAAAUCCGAUUCUCGCCGGAAGCAGAUAUCGGCAUUCGUAAUGUGUUCCUCACUAUUGGCGAAACCAAUUUAUGCUUGUAACGUUCUUAGAUUGUUAUCAAGUGGACUCAAUAUAUUGACCGAUCUUGAAUGUCAAAUAUAACAAUCAAUUGUUAUCGACGAAACUUCAGUUUGCGGAAUAAGAGAUUGUAACUUACUUAAUAAAGUAUAUAUAUCACGAACACAGACGUAUCAUCAAAGGACCAAGCAUCAUAUCGAAAUUGAUCAUAAGGAUCGAUCCCCUCGUCACGGAUCACGUGUACAUAUACUUCGUUUAGAAUUCGGAAAAGUAAAACGUAAACAAUUGAGCAGCCGAAUUCAUUCGAAAAGCUCGUAGGGCAAGGUGACAUCUCAAUCAAGAGAACUAAUGAUAUCAUUCUCAUGACGAAUCCUUCGCGAGAUGCUCGACCCGAGGAUCGGCCUCCUGGCCUAGAUUAUCCUGAUCCCAGAUCAGUGCGUGGCAGUCAUCAGGUGCAUCAAGCAGUGAAUCAAAUCAACGGGCCCAGAAUACGGAGGACCCGGGCCUCGUCCUCGAGGAGAAGAAUGCACUUGGCCAACGAGGUUCCUCCUCAAGGUUCGGCCGGCGGAAAUCAUCUUUCCGAUUAUGCUCUCACCGCCGAUCUGCUUGCCGAGAGGACACUGGAUGGACUUCUCGCCGAGCAUCCUGGAGAACUUGUUCGUACAGGUUGCCCACAUGUGGUAUGCACAGUAUUACCAUCACAUUGGAGGUCGAACAAGACUCUUCCGGUAGCCUUCAAGGUAGUAGCCCUCGGCGAGGUUGGAGAUGGAACCCUCGUGACCGUUCGGGCCGGAAACGAUGAGAAUUGUUGCGCGGAACUACGAAAUUCUACUGCUCUAAUGAAAAACCAGGUCGCCAAAUUUAAUGAUCUUAGGUUCGUCGGUCGAAGUGGUAGAGGAAAAAGUUUCACCCUGACGAUCAUGCUGCAAACAUCACCGCCGCAAGUGGCCACCUUGUCGAAGGCGAUCAAGGUGACUGUGGACGGUCCAAGGGAACCGCGGUCGAAGACAAGACACCAGGCCUUUCAUCCCUUUCACUUCGGACCUCGUCCAUUCCCCUUCGGACACCCGCAGGACCCGUUGGGAUUCAAACUGUCGGGAUUGCAACACCUGGGUCUGGAGCAAGGAGCGGGCCAGGGAUGGGGUGGGUUACCCCGAGGAUCUCUACCGCCGCACUGUCUUCCACCGCCUCCUGGUCAUCACCCGCACACACAUCCACAACCGGUUGGUGCAUCAGCCUUCAAUCCUUUCCAUCACGCCAUCGAGCAGAGAUCCCCGAGGCUACCUGGGCCUAACGCCGAAUCUUCGAGGAAUGACUUGGGUCCUAUCAGUGUGUCUGUGAGGGAAGUAACGCCGACAACGUCACCCGGCAACCCCGGACCGGGCUUGUUGACGACGGCUUCCGUAACGGCACCGACACCUCCCGCCGAGUCGACCACUACUACUACGACACCCAGCCCGUCUGGACAUCACUCACACUUUCAAGGUCUACAUCUGCUGGGUGCCACGGGAUCCAUCUUUGGAUCGAUAUUCGCGCCAUUGUUACCACAGUCUUCUUGGCUUUACAAUCCCCUAUAUCACACGCAACAGUACAUCCUGGAGCCGGAAUGGCACGCUUUGGCCUUGCGAAUGGCUCAACAACGAUUGCAGAGGCCGGAUCAGGCCCGAUUGGAGGAACUCAGGAAACUUAGGAGCAGCAGCGACAGUCCCGAGAGCAGUACGAAAGACGAAGAACGGAGAGGAGACGAUCAAGGCGCUUUACAUCGAUCCGGAUUGGAUAGUCCUGACGAUAGCAUCGAAGUGGAUGAUAAGAACGAUCAAGAUCUAAAUAGAGACCGCAUUAGAAGCGAUGAGUCAAUACCCGAGCAAGAUUCUCCAAGAAUCUCGCCGAUUAGGAGCGAUCUGGAGGAUGCUGCGUCUACAGAUGCCACCUUCCAAGAAGCAUCGAUUCAUCUACGACAAAGUAUAGAGAAUUUGAACGACUCGGAUCUCCAAAUCGAUCAGGAUCAGAUUGUUCGUCGCGGUGACCUCACUGUAAAAAUCCGUCUAGAGGGUACGGUCGAUCUUAGCACGAAGAAGGGUCAGGAUAAGGAAAACGUCGGUCAAGAUCUGACGACGCGAAGAAAGGAGGAUGGGAUAGAUGUCGAAAGAGAAGCCAUCAGAUCACGAAGAGAGAGAAGUCCUAAGCCUAGACAGGUGUGGAGACCUUAUUAAGAAUUAAAGUCAGUAUAUUUGUUCUGUGAGAGAAUCCUUCAAGCGUGAUGAUCUUAACGAAUUCGAUGAUCAAGGUGAGAAAUGGAUUUGAUUGUCGAAGGAGUACAGAUUGAAUUAAGUAUGAUCUAGGCAAAUUUUAUCGUGUGUUUUUUCAGAAGAAAACUUCAUUUCCGCUAAGAGUUCAGCGGACAUUGAUCAAUUCCAUCUCAAUAAUUCGAAACUAAACCCUAAAAGUGGAGCUUGCACGAUGUUGUACAAUAGUUUAGCAAUGCUAAGCGAUACAUCAUCAUCGUCAAGUUUUCGAGGGAUAAACGAAACACGCCCGUUGGAUGCUCGAACAUCUCGCGCAAUAUAACGCGGUUAAUCAUCUGCUUGAAAAUUAAUUAUCAAAACUUUCGGACGAACUUUUUUGUCAAAGUUAUUUAUCUAUUCGUAUGCCCGUUGCGGUAUCGUCUAAGAACAGUCAAGGACUCGAGGACUAACCAGGGUUUACGUUCGCAUAUAUAGUAUGUACAUAUAUACAAUGACGUCCGAUUAUUAUAUAAGUUAAUGUUUCAAGUAAACGUUAAGCACACUACCCUCUCGUCAUUCCGAUUAAGAAUACUUAAACUUUCUGAAUGUCUUAUGGACUACACGAAUAUGCUGUUGAAGCGCGCGCAACGCGCAUGUGUAUCUUAAUUCUGAAGAACGAAUUUCGUAAGUCAGGAUGUACGUUUUUCCAUGAUCUUUUAUUUAUUAUCUUCUUCGAACUAUAUUGUAACGUCGAUUUUAGGCAAGAAAAUACUCGUGUGACAGAUGACAUUUGGGAGGUUUCCUGGUACAAGCGAAAUUACGAGCUAUCUACGUUGUAAAUAUUAUCAUAUAGAAAAAUUUUAAUCCUGGCCGAGUCACAUUCUUUUGCAAAUUAUUAUCUCCUUUUUAUGAGGCAAUGUCAUUUUUUAGAAGCAGAGACAUCGAUAGUAAAAUGUCAUUACAUAAUUAUUGUUUACAUGAUUCAUGAAGUCGUCGAUGACGACGCUGUAUGUAUGCGUGACUACAGGCCUUAAUCAAAAUCAUUCAUUGUUUAAGUACGUCAUCAAAUAAAGUAAUAUCAUCCGUUC